AUAGCUUUGAGUGCAAGGCAAUAUCGCUCUUAAAACUAUCUUGUUUACGUCUAUAAUCGUUUUAAACAAGUUUCAAUAGUGCUGUCUAUGUGUGGGUGAUAGAUGUUGACAACAUUUUUUGUAAAUUACAAGUGAUUUUAUAGAUUUUUCCAUCAAAAAAACUAUAAUAGGAUUGCAGAUAAAUAUAACCUUGAAUCUCUUCUAGUACAAAGUUUUGAAAAUGUUCUACAUAGUACUGCUAUUCGCCGCUGCGGCGCUAGUGGGUGGGGGCCGCUCUUCAAAUGUCAACCGACACAUGAAGUUGCUGGAAUUGGAUAAUAAUCUUCUUAAUUUACAAUCAAGACAGGCGUCAAAGAAAUUUCUAGCUAUAAUAGACAAACCAAAACCUGUGAUCGUCCAUACAAAUGGAGCGCCGCUGGAGUUGAACUGCGAAGCUGUAGGUACUCCAGCGCCAUCUAUACAUUGGUUUAAAAACGACGCUCCCGUUUACGAGUAUGAUUUGGAGUCAAACGAGAUAAUAGACACGAACCCUACUUCUCUCGGACGAGUGUCGUCUACAUUACUGGUGCGAGCGGCGUCGGGUGCGGGGGGCGCGAGGGGCGCGGGGGUCACGGAGUACUCCUGCUUAGCGGUAGCGGGUCUGAACACGCUUCGGGCCUCUACUAAAGUCUACAAUUCGAAUGGCAGCACUGACCUAUCAGAGCGCAGUAAGUUGCUUCCUUUCGCGCCACAGAUCCUUGUGACGUACAAAGUGUUAGCGGACUGCAUCGGGUGCAGCGUGGCGCUGCCGUGCCGCGCGCGCGGACAUCCGCGCCCCAAGAUCACCUGGCGCGACAGCACCGGCCGGCUCGUAGGCAACGACCCCAGGAUGAAGGUGCUACGUUCGGGCGAGUUAGUAAUAUCUUCUCUGCGCUGGACGGAUCUUGGGGAGUUCACUUGCCGCGCGACGAACAUGUUCGGGAGCACGCUCUCCACCACCUUCGUUUACCCCGCACGACCUGAAUAAAUCCCCUGAGAGAAGAUUAAGUAUACUUAACAAGAAUGUUCCUGUAAUUAGUUUAAGGGCUUUGCACACUAAAUUGUGAAACGCUGCGUUAUUCUAUCGUUGCCAGAAUUAAGAUAAAAAUAUGUAAAGGAAUUAUUAACAUCGAAAUUGCUGUGAUGUUAUUGUCUGUUUAUUUCUAACAGUGUAAGUGAGACGACAAUAUCAAUAGAAGUGCCAAAAUGCAAUUAAAUCUGUUUAAAUUAUUUAGUACCAACAUAACUACAUAUAUGGUUUAGUGUUUACAAUAUUUUAAAGUUUACGUUCCGUUUUUGGUGACAUGUAAAUCUGUACUUAAAUAGUUAAGGUUUUUUUUUUAAAUUAAAGCUCAUGGAAACCUUUUGCGGCUGGACCGUUACUCUUUAAAUUAUUUAAAGCAUUGACGAUGUUUUUUUGCGACAAAAUUCUGCGUUUUUACGUGUGCAUGCCCUCCACUAAAGCGAUUCUAUUGUUAUUAUAUAGUAGUUUUUAGCUUUAGUAUACUUAAAUAACAUGUUUCAUAUGUCUUUUAAUAUGUUUAUUCAAAAAACAAUGAGAUAUUUGACCCCCUCCCAUGUAGAUACAAUGUAA
Molecule: messenger RNA, 1612 nt
Organism: Papilio polytes (common Mormon)
Lineage: Eukaryota; Metazoa; Arthropoda; Insecta; Lepidoptera; Papilionidae
Gene: ImpL2
Product: neural/ectodermal development factor IMP-L2
Exons: 7
Coding region: 221-1006 (261 amino acids)
Source: RefSeq, a predicted model, not a curated record